Molecule: messenger RNA, 777 nt
Organism: Gossypium arboreum
Lineage: Eukaryota; Viridiplantae; Streptophyta; Magnoliopsida; Malvales; Malvaceae
Product: protein MAINTENANCE OF MERISTEMS-like
Exons: 2
Coding region: 1-777 (258 amino acids)
Biological process (GO): meristem maintenance; meristem development
Source: RefSeq, a predicted model, not a curated record
AUGGCUUCAUUGAUCAAUAAGGAACUUUCUCACAUAUGUGACACAGUUAAUAAUGCGGACUCGUACCGCAUAUUAAGGGGCCGGGUGAAUGGUAUAAGAUAUUCCCCGGAUGCACGACUAAUGCCCUACUUGGAGCUAGUUGGAUUCGGGUUAGUAGCAUUGACCCGGACGUUCGAUUUGCGGUACAAUUUAAUAUCCGCAUUGGUCGAGCGUUGGCGACCGGAAACCCACACUUUUCAUUUGCCGUGUGGGGAGUGCAUAGUCACUCUGGAGGAUGUUGCAUUAAAGUUUGGGCUCCCAAUCGACGGGGAUGCCGUCACGGGCGUAAGUGCGAUAGCUGAGCCGGCUGCACUUUGUUAUAGCCUACUAGGAGCCUCCCCCGGCGAUGCUGAGUCUACUUUUUCGGAGUUGAAAUUUACAUGGCUAAAAGUCAAUUUUCAGCAUUUAUCAGAUAAUGCCACCAAAGAAGAGUUGGUGUGCGCAGCUCGAACGUACAUUAUGCAUAUCAUAGGGGGUGUACUGAUGUCCAAUUCGAACAACAACAAGGUUCAUCUCCAGUAUUUACCUAUGUUAGCUGAUCUGUGUAGUGUUCGCUUCUAUAGUUGGGGUUCCGCAGUUCUAGCUAUGUUGUAUCGUGAGCUUUGUCGGACGACAAAGCCUGAUGCUGUAGACAUGGGCGGAUGCCUUAUAUUGUUGCAAUCAUGGGCUCUUUAUCGGAUGCCAUAUGCAGUGAGAUCUUCAUUUUCCUCCAUACCGGCUAACUCAGCAAAUAAAUGA